Molecule: messenger RNA, 3743 nt
Organism: Chelonoidis abingdonii (Abingdon island giant tortoise)
Lineage: Eukaryota; Metazoa; Chordata; Testudines; Testudinidae
Gene: ETNK2
Product: ethanolamine kinase 2
Biological process (GO): phosphatidylethanolamine biosynthetic process
Cellular component (GO): cytoplasm
Molecular function (GO): ethanolamine kinase activity
Source: RefSeq, a predicted model, not a curated record
AUGGCGGCGCCCUGGCGCUGGGUGAUCCCCGUGACAUCACAAUGGUGGCAGGCCCGAGCGCCGCCGGGCUGCUGGCCCUUCCCUUGGAAACACUUGGAGUCCCCGCCCAGCCCCUCUCCAGCCCCUGCCCAUGGGCCGCUGCCCCAGCGCUCCGCGGCUAGCGGGGGUGGAGUCGCCGGUGCCCCCUCCCCGCCUCCCGCGCUGGCCCGGGAGAGGCGGCGGCUCUGCCCGCACUGCACGUGGGCCAUGGAGGAGAAGGUCUCGGCCGCCGCCGGGCUGCACGGCCGCCGGGGCUACCCGGCCGUGCGCUCCCUGGGCAUCGCGGUGGAUGAAAACAACGUCCGGCCGGGCGCGCUGCAGCUGAUCCGGGAGCUGAGACCGCAGUGGGAGACGGAGCGAGUGAAAACCAAGCUCUUCACCGACGGCAUCACCAACAAGCUCAUGGCCUGCUACAUGGACGAGGGGAUGGCGGACGCGGUCCUGGUGCGGGUCUACGGCAGGAAGACGGAGCUCUUCGUGGACCGGGAAAAUGAGCUGAAGAAUUUCCAGGUGUUGCGAGCCCACGGCUGUGCCCCCAACCUCUACUGCACCUUCCAAAACGGCUUGUGUUACGAGUUCAUGCAGGGGACGGCACUAGGACCUGAGCAUGUGCAGCAGCCACAGAUCUUCAGGUUGAUAGCCUGGGAAAUGGCCAAAAUGCACGCAAUUCACACCAAUGGGAGCCUCCCCAAGCCCAGCCUGUGGCACAAGCUACACAAGUACCUUACCAUCGUGAAAACAGAGCUCAUCACCAAGGCAUCCAACCCCAGGUUCCAUCAGGAAGUGCCCAGUCUGGAGAUGCUAGAACAGGAGGUUGCCUGGCUGAAGGAAUAUCUCUCCCCACUGGGCUCACCCAUCGUGCUGUGCCAUAACGACCUGCUGUGCAAAAACAUCAUCUACAACGAGAUCAAAGAGCAUGUGCGGUUCAUAGACUAUGAAUACGUCAGUUACAAUUACCAGGCUUUCGACAUUGGGAACCACUUUAAUGAAUUUGCAGGGGUGAACGAGGUGGACUACAGCCUGUAUCCCAGCAGAGACACUCAACUGCAGUGGCUGAGGCAUUACCUGCAAGCCUACAAGCAACUGAGCCGGGAGAACCAGGGAAACGGAGGGGGAGUCAUCUCUGACAAGGAGCUGGAGACCCUCUACGUGCAAGCGAACCAGUUUGCUUUAGCCUCUCAUUUCCUUUGGGCAUGCUGGGCCCUGAUCCAAGAUAAAUAUUCCACCAUAGACUUUAACUUCUUCAGGUAUGCAAGGCUAAGAUUUAAACAGUACUUCAAGGCAAAGUCUGUGGUGACAGCCCUGGAGAUGCCAAAAUGAUGUCUCAAGGCUGCUUCAGGUCCACAAGAUUCCCAGCUAUUUUCUCCUGCACAGGUCGGCUGCUGCCAUGACCUCGGUUGGUCACCGGCUAGUGGAGGGGGCAGAUAGACUGGAGGGAGAGGGGGAAGGGGAAGGAAGACUUUCCGGGAAGCCAAAGAUUAAACGAAACCCCUGGAGCACAGUUAUCCCAUCUCUGGAUUUAGCCCCAUCGUUGGUUUUGCUGAUGGUGCUGUUCCGGGGGAUGACGACAGGACUUGGCUGCUGGCAAGACACUUGGUUCCAAGACUGGAGCGUGAGACAUUCAGGAAGGCAAAGAGCUCAGCUGGACUCAAAGAUUUCAGGACUGCCUUGCAGAUUAGUAUCGCCUUAAGAUUGGAGCUGUGUUCCUUGGGCCGGGCGACCCGGCAGGUAUGUCCUUUACCGAAACAAACCGUGCUGCUGUUUGGUGUCACAUCCUCCAGAGGGUAUAGGGAAUUCUGCUCGGUGAAUCCUGUCUCAAGUGGGGAUGAGGCUGACUCUGUGCUCCUAACCCCCACAGUCCCCUUCUGCCCCACACUGCAAGGGGCUGGCUCUAGACCCCUCCCCCUUUAUUUUUGAAUGCACACUUAGGGGUUACACAAGGCGGCCUGCACAGGGGCUGCAGUCAGAGGGUCUGGAGAACUUGCCACUAGGCCAUGCCAUGGGCUAACCCAAGGCACAUGGGAGAAGAAGGGGGACCUUCCUUUUGUCCCAAGCCUUAAUGAUAGCAGUUACAGCAGCUGGCAGUGACCCCUCGACUCCCACCCCUCAGCGCUGUGUUUGCCUAAGCAUCUCCAGGAGGAGGUGAAGAUCCCCUGACUGUGAAGAAUGGUCCUGCCUGCUAAAAAUAAACUUCUCUUCUCAAAUAGGGCUGCUCACCUGGUGCCUUGUCCCACAGCUGGGUGUCCUGGAGACAUGGCUGAGGCUGCACGUACCUCUUCCCUCCCCCUCCCCCACCCGGCACUCUCCUUGGGCACAGAGGAGAGCACGUAACUCGCUACAAAGCACAGCUGGCCCCCAGCUUCUAAGUUUAAAUGUGAACUUUCCCUGAAUUUGGGAAGAAGGGGAACACGUUAGGAACUGGAGUUUGCUUAGCUCAGUAGAACCAGAUCCCCGAAUCUGGCCUGGAAUCUCCCUUUAACCCUACCCAGGACGUAGUGUGUUUGGGGCAGGCGGGCACUGUGCAGUCAGCUUCCACUGGAGCCCCAAAUACUCUGCUGGAUGUGUGGUUUUGCACAAGCUUUUUCUUUUGCCUCAAAUCUAUGGGGCCACAAUCUGGUCUCCUCACAGUGUAUCUGCCAGCCAGGGACUGCUGGACCCCUCAGCCUCUCCUGGCUCUCUGAGACAUGUAGCGAGUCUGUAGGAGACGCAGAUGGAAAAGGUAGACACCCCCCGCCCCUUUGGGGCUGCGCUGUUGUAGCCUAACUCCCUCCUCCCACAUUCUCAGUGCCUGAGUCAUUCGUGUCCUGCACCUUCUGGCAGAAGGGGGCACCCUGGCGGAACCAAAGCAAUGGCCCUGGCUGUGCAGUGGGCCCGUAGGUCCAGGUGAGGGCACCUCUGCUUUGCACGGGUGGCUGGGACCACCCCGGCAGCGCUAGCAUCGGGAAUGUGGAGCUCAGUGAGAGCCAACCCGGGUAUGUCUCUGGGAGCUGGGAAUCGCACCCCCAGCUCCGAGUGUCAUCAGAGCCGGAGACCAGCCCCCAAGCACUGGGGAGCUCCGCGGCCAGCACUGAACUUUGAGCCUUGUGCAGCAGUCGGGACCACCCCCGUUUUAUUCUGGCAGAGGAUUAACCAGGGCAGUAUCCGCUCUUCCUGCAGACCAGAGCCUACGAUGGUGCUAUAACAUGGAGGGGGAGGGUGUGCAUUGCAAAAUGGGCAUGUUUCUCCCAGUUAGAUGUCAAGCCAGCGUCCCACCUGCUGCUUAGUGGCUGGUUCGGCAAGGGUUAACCCUGCUCCCUUCGUCGGUCCGCCAGCUGGCUGAGCAGUCCGGCUGCAUUCCCAAUGUCAGCUCACAUUGUCAGGGCGUCCACAGGCUGCUGGCAUAGGGCCUAUUCUGCCUAUUUGUCCCCAUGCCCUGCGCUUCGAUAUUUGUGGUUCAAAUCUAAGAUGAUUGGUGUCACUGCAAUUACCAGUGAUGUUAAACAGCUGUGCCUUCUGCCAAGAGAACGGACGCGGAAGAACAAAUCUCACAUCCUUACCCUGCAAGAGCCAGUGUGUCCGGUGUUGUCUCAAUGGUGAUAAUAAAAUGCUGCUACUGUCUGAAUCUUAGUGGAAGGUGGCUCGUUAAUAACUGACAUGGGACGGAAGUUACAGGGCAGCAGAGGGCCUCCUGGUUGCUGAGUGAGGCUGGGAGGGGGUCGGUUUAC